Cylindrotheca closterium is the source of this 1050-nucleotide messenger RNA. Lineage: Eukaryota; Bacillariophyta; Bacillariophyceae; Bacillariales; Bacillariaceae. The record is from the annotation of a GenBank genome assembly.
AUGAAGAUACCAUCAAAGCCAGGGGCGGUCCGGCGAAACUCAUCGUCCUCUGAUCGUCCUCAAAAGAGAAACUCGUUUCGAGGUCAAGACCCACUUGGUCAAGCCUUGAUUGUGGCAUCUCCGCCCAGUUCCACAUCCUCUCGAAAGCUUCUCAAGAAAAAGACUUCCAUACCGACAGCACCAAGCCUAAUGACGACAGCCAAGAAAUCAAAGGUAACCAACGUCGAUCCAACAUCGGUGUCGAUGAUUGCACGCCGAAAAUUGGGCAAGGAGGGCCUAUCGGAAUACCAAAAAGAACAACAGGCGAAAAAAGACAGUACCAUUAUCAAUAAUAUGCAUCGAAAAUUGAGCGAGAAAUGCCUGGAUGUGGACGACGAAGGAAUGCGCAAGAAACGAAUGGAGAGCCUCCGGAAACAUCUAAAGCGUCAAGUUUAUUUGCAUUUACCGACUUCUGCCUUUAAGACUUAUUGGCAUUUGGCCAGCGAGAAAUUGGAGGAGGAUGUUCGAAUUCGUCGUUAUGAAAUGGAAGAAAAGAAGAAGAAAACAAACAAGCGAAAGCGUAGUUCGGACCGCGAUAUGUCCAUACCAAGGAAGCGAUCCUCAAUUGGUAGUGUGGAGGGAGACGACAUGGCCGUACCGAGGAAGCGGCCCUCAAUUGGUAGUGUAGAAGGUGAUAUGACUAUACCGAGGAAACGGCCCUCAAUUGGUAGUGUGGAGGGUGACGGGGAAAUUCCGAGAAUACCGAAAAAGCGGCCCUCUAUCAUUGAGGAAACGAGCGCAGUAGUAGAUCUUGUUGACACCGACGAUGAGCAUGAUUGGGGUGACGAAGGAGAUGCUGAAAGUCAAAACGAGUCUCCUUUACAACACGACAAACCCCAAGAGGCAAAAAGAAAAGAAGCACCAGCGACAGUAGUACAAGUGCCAGAGCCAGUAGUAAUCGAUCCAUUUGAAGGAGCAGGGCCCAAUCGCUGGGCCAACUUGAUUAUCGGAUCAAAGUAUCAGGGUGAAGUAUUUGCCUGUGGAGAUUGGGAUACUAUUCAACCAGUCUAA